AUGAUGCUGCUUGCUAUUGCAACUCUGCAAAGGUAAUUUAUCUUUUCUGUUCAACCUUUAUUAUUGGAAUUGGGUUGUGAAUAAACUUACCCAUUAAAUCAAUCUUUCUAUCUGGGAUUACAAUAUUGA
Molecule: messenger RNA, 129 nt
Organism: Paramecium octaurelia
Lineage: Eukaryota; Ciliophora; Oligohymenophorea; Peniculida; Parameciidae
Source: the annotation of a GenBank genome assembly